This is a messenger RNA of Haliotis rufescens (red abalone), 1043 nucleotides long. RefSeq names its product blastula protease 10-like. The transcript has 6 exons. Lineage: Eukaryota; Metazoa; Mollusca; Gastropoda; Lepetellida; Haliotidae. Bases 1 to 1008 code for a protein of 335 amino acids. The record is from RefSeq and is a predicted model, not a curated record.
AUGGAACAAAGGAGGGGUGACGCUUGUGCCCUAGGCACGGGGCAGGGUGCUGACCUGGGGGUGGGGGGAUUGAGUUACAGCAGAUGCGGUGGGCGCUACACAGGCUCAUCUGGCUCCAUCUCCUCACCUAACUACCCUGGCUAUUAUGACAACAACCUGCACUGUACCUACAUCAUUGAUGCAGGAGAGACAUUGGUCACUCUUGUGUUUGAAGAUUUCCUUAUAGACCCCUAUUUGGAGGAUUUUGUCGAGGUUUAUGACGCCUCCGACAACCUCCUUGUCCAGCUAAGUGGAGACAGACGGGGCUACAUUGUCCAGUCAGCCGUCUACUACCGUGUUGUGUUUACUACGGAUGGAUAUUAUACCUGGAAGGGAUUUAAGGCUGUAUGGACAGUUACUUCAUCUGCAUAUGCCAGGUUUGGCGGCUAUGCCACAUUGUCAUGGACUCUCCCGGAUCCUGGGACCAGUGAGUUCAGUGUGUGUAAAAGUGAGACAAAGACAUGCCUUCUUCACGUCACAGGCCACAAUGAUGUCAGAGCCGCCAGUGAUAAGUUCACAUCUAGAGUGAGAUUCAUUGGACACGUGUCAUCAUCAGGAACCGGUCUGUUCAGAUUCGUGCUCUCUGAUGUAACUUGGGAAGACGAAGGUCAUUACAUGUGUUACAGAGGCUCACCAGACUCAGGAGGACCAAUCAUCCCUGACUGUGGACAGAAUCUGCUAAUACUGGGAUGCGGUGGGCGCUACACAGGCUCUUCUGGCUCCAUCUCCUCACCUAACUACCCUGGCAAUUACGACAACAAGCUGUUCUGUACCUACAUCAUUGAUGCAGGAGAGACACUGAUCACUCUCGUGUUUGAAGACUUCAUUACAGAGUCAUCGAAUGAUGUUGUCAAGGAUGCGGAGGGCGCUACACAGGCUCAUCUGGCUCCAUCUACUCCCCUAACUACCCUGGCCAUUAUGGCUACAACCUGCACUGUACCUACAUCAUUGAUGCAGGAGAGACAUUGAUCACUCUUGUGUUUGAAGAUUUCUUUAUGGGUAGU